GUUCCGGUGCAAUAGUUGGUAACCUGAAGCUUGCAAUGGGCAAGGCCCCAGUCAUCUCCCAAUCACGAUCUUCGUCGUUCACACGCACAUUCAAGACUGGAAAAUUGGAAGUCACCCCGCCAUGGGCACUAUUUGGCAGUACGGGAACGACGUCUCCGACAAGCCGAACGAGCCGUCUCUCAAACUCACUGCCAAAGAACUGAGUGUUGCCAGUAUCCCCAUGCGCACCUACGUCAUGCCUUCUUUCACGCUGAUGGUUGCAAAAUCCGAACAGCAACAAAUAUCGGAUAAGAGCCUGAACGCCACCUAUGUAGCUGGGGAAGAAUUCACUCAGCUCUGCAGCCACAAAUCAAACGUCUCAAUUAUGAAGGAGGGAAUCAUCAAACAAUCUGUCACAGACCACAACUUGACUUACACUUACGAAGAUGCCGAAACCAUGACUACAAAGGCGAAAGCUUUCUUCAAGAUAUACAACCAUCCACGUCAAGGGUGGGCUGUGUUUGACACAGACUAUGAUGACUACGACAACAGCUGUGGAGACGGCAGUUUCAACAGGCUAACGACCUUCAAAGCAACACUAGACGAGUGGCCGUCACACGUGACUGAUAGUAAUAAAGCCUGA
Dermacentor albipictus is the source of this 622-nucleotide messenger RNA. The record is from RefSeq and is a predicted model, not a curated record. NCBI's taxonomy places the organism in Eukaryota, Metazoa, Arthropoda, Arachnida, Ixodida, Ixodidae.